Messenger RNA from Aspergillus calidoustus, 849 nucleotides. NCBI's taxonomy places the organism in Eukaryota, Fungi, Ascomycota, Eurotiomycetes, Eurotiales, Aspergillaceae. The record is from the annotation of a GenBank genome assembly.
AUGUUGACCGGAUCACCACGCUAUUCAGAAUUUCACCUCAUGAAGAACCCUCUAAAGGUCAUGACGGCUAUCAUUCAACGGCUUCGGAGGAAGCGCAAGCUCGCGUCGGAUUUUGACUCGCGAUGGGGGGAUAUGGCCAUUUCCAGUCCGAACGACGGGUCUUGGAGCCAGUAUGACGCCGCCUCCACGAGAGCCAGUCCUGUCUCCGCAAGGUCGUCUGAGCACGGCAACGGCAACGCAUGGAAAUUGAGCCCUGGGGAGUCCUCUGAGCCAUACACACUUGCCAACGGACGACAUACAGAGAGCCGAAAGACAUCGCUCGAUUCUUCUUCAGCCAUGCCUACAGGCUACUACGAUGCACGAGUCCGCCGACGAUCCAGAACAAAAACCAGUUCUCCAGAGCCGCAAACCGCGCAACACGCACCGAUAAGCCUCCCAAAGGCCUGGGAGGAGAAGCAAUUCGGAGACAGCUCAGCAGACGAAGCGGUGGACGACGUCUCAUCCCUCGGCUCUCCACGCGGGAAACUGGGGACAGCAGACGACGCGAAAUCCGGAGGCUCGAAAUCGCCUCCAUUAUCUGUGACCUCGCGAAUGAGACGUUUCAGCGGCCAGAGCACAUUCACUGACGCGAUAUUCUCUGCACCGGCCACGGCCAGUUCGCAACGGACCAGUUUCAGCCUUGAAGAUUCUCGCCUCGCACGACAUCCACCGACACCGCAUUCCCUUUCGCAGCACGAAAAGAACCCUCCUCUACGAGCAAAGGCUCGGGACGCGGGGCCGGCCCCUGGACAACAGCAGCAGCAGCAGCCUCAGCAACUGGUCCCUUCGUACGAUGAACUUUACGGCUAA